AUGACGUCCGAGCCGGGCCAAGGUGAUACGAUGGCGUCGAUUCGUUACACUCUAGAACCGAGUAGUCCUCUUUCCUCUUGCCCUCCUUCGCCUUUGCCCUCUCCUCCUAGGAAGCGGUCUGUCUCGCCGGCUCCAAUAACCUCUCUGCCUGAUACCGAGGCCACCAAAAAGCUAUCUAAUCUCGAGCUAGAUGGGAAGAAUGAUCCACCAGCUAAGAAGCGGGCGAAGCUAACACCUGCCCAGAAGGUGGAGAAGGAAAAGGAAAAAGAGGAGAGGAAGCGAGAUAAAGAAGAGAAGGAAAAAGAGAAAGCUAAAAUUAAAGCAGAGAAAGAUGAACAGAAACGGCUAAAGGAUGAAGAGAAGGCGAAGAAAGACCUAGAAAAAGCGGUCGAAAAGGCCAAGCGCGAUGAAGAGAAGGCCAAGCGCGAUGAAGAGAAGGCUAAAAAGGAAGUUGAAAAGGCAAAGAAGGACGAGGAAAAAGCUAAGAAGGAAGAGGAAAAACUGAAGAAAGAGAGGGCACAACUACGUAUGGAUAGCUUCUUCAGGCGCAAAGCUCCUGCGGUUCCAGUGGCAGCCUCGAUUUCGACAGCUGCACUGCCUACAGCUGCUCCCGCAAAGGCUACUGAUAAUCCCACCUUGCGACUAAGCCCGGGCAAUACCACCGUCGCCGUUGAUGUUGACAUGCUUGACAGCUCUGUUAAUCGUGAUAAAAAAAAUGAUUACACAAAAACAUUUCAGCCAUUCUUCGUUAGACCUGGAGUAAAACUCGCACCUCUGCAAAUGGAUCGUGGGGUUGAGAGCGGCUGCCAGGCAAUGGACAAGGUUCUUUUUAAGUCUAUCACUGCUUCUUCCGACGAAAUGGACAUCGACGAUCCCAGCAACCGGAUCAUCGUGGAUUCUACUAUCCCAGAAAAGCCUACGCCGUCCGAAUUCAAGGUCAUAUUUGGCUUCCAACCUUCCAAAUGGAAGAAAGGGGGCAUCUCGACGUUUUCGACGAAACAGAUACUGGCUGGACUUAAUUCAUCACCCAUACCAGAUAUGUUUAGCACGAGGAAGACUGACAAUACAGAUUACGUCACAGAACUUCGGAAACUUUCUCGGAAGACCUUGAAAUACGCUGAGGACGUUCGUCCUGCCUACCGGGGUACAUAUACCAGAGUGCCUAUCACUUCCGGCCUUCGCAAAGGUCGAAACCCGUUUCAAAAGAGCUUGCCUGGCGUUGAGUAUGGCUAUGAUUCAGAGGCGGAAUGGGUCCAUGAACCUGACGACGACGGUGAAGAUAUUAUGAGUGAAGAAGACGAAGAUCCCAUGGAAACCGGUAGCGCCGAUGAAAUGGAGGAUUUUCUUGAUGAUGAAGAGGAAAUCGUAAAAAAGAAGACAAACCUUGCUGGACCUUUAAUUCCUGCUGCGUCAGGGCUAAUGUGGGAAGAUGAAUGCCCCCGAUCCGAUGAAUUGGUGCACUAUAGGAUCGGAGUCUUGGUUGAGGGUGGAACGACACCUAUUGACCCCUUUUCCGUGAAAUACUGGACCCCGGAGAAACGAAAGUUGACACCUCAAUCCAAAGUGGCACAAGCAGUGCCUGAGAAAGAAAAAGGCAAGGCACCAGUGAGCACCUGGUGGACUGCGGCUUCGCAACAAUCGCAUCAUGCUACAUCCUCGACUCUUGGUCCAGCGCUGCAACCUGCAAUGUCGGUAUCACAGAAUCCAAGCGGGCAAGCAGUCUCGACGUUGGGUGGGCCGGUUGCUCCUCGAUAUGGACAGAAUAUUCCACCUCCGCCUCGAAACCCGUCCGUAGUCUCCAGGAAUGGUCUUGGGCAUUGUUGGAACGGAAACCAAUUUGAUAGAUCUUCCUUUGCAACACGCUUUUCGGAUGGAACACCGUAUAUCCAAGGUAUACAAGACCUAACGGCGAGAGCUGCAUUGUCUAAGCAUCAGGAAGAUGCAGGUCCCGUUACCCUUCUUUCCCUGGCAGACCCGGAGUAUGCGCGGAAAAUGGGAAUUCCCCCUCCCGAGCAUCAGAUAUUUUUUUCCAUCUACCACAAUCUCGAUUAUUGUGGGUUUUCCGACUAUGCUUUACUGGAAGAGUGUCGUAAUUUCAUAGUAGGAAACGAUGCAACCAGAGUAGGAAUGCUCGAGGCGCUUAAAAAGAUGUAA
Messenger RNA from Orbilia oligospora ATCC 24927, 2154 nucleotides. RefSeq lists its product as uncharacterized. NCBI's taxonomy places the organism in Eukaryota, Fungi, Ascomycota, Orbiliomycetes, Orbiliales, Orbiliaceae. The record is from RefSeq and is a predicted model, not a curated record. The coding region runs from base 1 to 2154 and encodes 717 amino acids. The transcript is spliced from 4 exons. Gene Ontology annotation, cellular component: nucleus; CAF-1 complex. Gene Ontology annotation, biological process: nucleosome assembly.